This is a messenger RNA of Malus domestica (apple), 816 nucleotides long. The record is from RefSeq and is a predicted model, not a curated record. NCBI's taxonomy places the organism in Eukaryota, Viridiplantae, Streptophyta, Magnoliopsida, Rosales, Rosaceae.
AUGGCUUCCGCAACUUCCUCUCCUUCAUCUCCCAUCCCAAAUAUUUCUACACUAGUUUCUGUCAAACUUUCUGAGUCUAAUUACUUACCUUGGGAAAGUCAAGUUAAGCCAUUCUUGAUUGGCCAAAACUUUUGGCGUUUUGUAGAUGGAACACACCCGUGCCCUCCUUCCUUUCUCACCACCACCACUCAUGCCCCUUCACCAAAUGCCUCUGCGGAUUCAGACUCCUCCACAGUGGUGCCUCCUGUGACUACUAGCAUUCCCAACCCCGACUACCUGGUGUGGUACCAGACUGAUCAAACACUUGUCAGCAUGUUGCGUGCUACGCUUACAGAGCCUGUUCUUUCUUUAACCGUCGGGUUGUCUACUUCUCAUCAAUUGGCUUCUAUUGGCCAACCUGUUCAGAAUGAUGAUUUGGUGACUUAUGUACUAAAUGGCUUGGGGCCUGAAUAUGAGAUUCUUGUCUUUGGCGUUGACCAACUUCCCCUCCUCUACCGUCAUUCAACGAUUUACGUGCUCGUCUUCUGGGACGUGGUAAUUUGUCCUCCCGCCCUCAUGGCACUUCAAGUAGCAAUCGGCUUCCUCGUACUUAUGGUGGUGGUCGUUCUCUCUAUGCAUGGUUGUGCUGGUCGCUAUGGUCAGCGUGCUACACAUCAACGCCCUGGCAUACUUGGACCCGGUCCUGCUACUCGUGGCCCUCAAUGUUGGUCAUGCAAUCAAUUUGGUCAUAUAGCUGCGUUGUGUCCUCGAGCGCCUCGUUCUGAUGAUGACAUCUCUCGAGCUUUCGCUGGGCAUGCACAUUGCUUCCCCUUCUGA